Molecule: messenger RNA, 863 nt
Organism: Homarus americanus (American lobster)
Lineage: Eukaryota; Metazoa; Arthropoda; Malacostraca; Decapoda; Nephropidae
Product: serine/threonine-protein phosphatase CPPED1-like
Exons: 1
Coding region: 201-863 (220 amino acids)
Molecular function (GO): hydrolase activity
Source: RefSeq, a predicted model, not a curated record
UUUUUGUAAGGAGUACUAGAUCCGUCAAACCUCCCUCGUCAAGUUACAGCACCAUCAUAAAGUAAUUUGUCAAGACGAGUUUACUUUUGUUAAGUAGUUACUAGACAAGUGACACUAGUCGUUCAUCACCAAACAUCAUCAAACAGUCGAGCUCAUCCUUCGAGAAACAACUUGACGGCAGUGGUCGUCGGUGAAGCAGUAUGGAGGAGAACAAGUUCUUGGUGCUUGCACAGAACCGGCAGUUCUUGCCGUUCUUCGCGGAGGAGGAGAAGGAGUGGCAGGAGCCGUUCGUGUUCAUCCAGGCGGCAGACACACAGUUCGGGAUGCAGGAGAAGUACAUAGAGAAGAAGGAGAACUAUGGGUGGCAGCAGGAGAUAAGGUGGUCGAGACAGAUGGUGGAGGACGUGAAUACCAUGUUCCCGCGUCCCAAGUUCCUGGUGGUGUGUGGCGACCUGCUGGACGCCUGGCCCCACACAGAGGAGGAGAUUCGUCGCCAGCAGGAGAUCGACUUCAAGGAGGUAUUCGCCGGCCUUGAAGUGCCCCUGGUGUGUGUGUGCGGCAACCAUGACGUGGGCAACACACCCACUCCUGCCACCGUCAACCGCUACACCUCCUCCUUCGGCGACGACUACUUCAGCUUCUGGUGCGGCGGUGUGUUCUUCAUCGUCCUCAACACACAGUUCUACGAGGAUGCCUCCCAGUGUCCCCAGUUGGCGGAAGAGCAGGAGGCGUGGCUGGAGGAGCAGCUGGAGGUGGUGAAGAGGGAGAAACCACAGCAUGCUGUCGUCUUCCAACACAUCCCUCUCUUCCUCCACCACCCUGACGAGGACAAGGAUUUAACUGCCGACUGGUUCGACAGUUAG